Drosophila busckii is the source of this 1285-nucleotide messenger RNA. RefSeq names its product glycosaminoglycan xylosylkinase homolog. Lineage: Eukaryota; Metazoa; Arthropoda; Insecta; Diptera; Drosophilidae. Gene Ontology annotation, biological process: protein phosphorylation. The record is from RefSeq and is a predicted model, not a curated record. Gene Ontology annotation, cellular component: Golgi apparatus. The transcript has 4 exons. Bases 1 to 1266 code for a protein of 421 amino acids. Gene Ontology annotation, molecular function: phosphotransferase activity, alcohol group as acceptor.
AUGAACAAACGCACCGUCAUCAUAGUGUGUUUGCUUGUAGCCACACUGUGCUCAUUGCUGGGCGCCAACUUCUACUUCAUGUACUACUUGAAUGCCGAUGAUGGCCAGCUGUCCAGCGUGCGUGCGCUGGAGAAUAUGAUACGUCAUAAGAUGCGCCACCUUAAGCCAAUGUAUUUAAAUCGUAAUCCACGUUUCUUCAUGUUUCGCAACAAGCUGCUAAAGAACUAUAGAAUGGCAACAUAUGAAAAUGCCAGCGUGCUCUGGGAAAUCGCUAGUUGGUGGCCGCAUGAGAAUGAGAUAUAUCCUCUGUAUGAUUCGUCCAUGGGUCAGUUGCUUAAGACACUACGCGAUGAACCUAUAACACGUGUCAGCAACUUGGCCAGAGGAACACAACUGAAGUUAUUGAUGCGGCUACAUGAGCAGCAAAAGAUUAUCUUCAAGCCACAGUGGUAUCCACGCGACAUAGUCAUCGAGGGCGUCGUUUACAGCGGCAAAGAUCGUCAUAUAGCUGAAGUGUAUGCAUUUUAUCUGGGCGCUGUGCUUGAUUUACGUUGGACACCCAUUGUAGUGGGUCGUGUGGUUAAUCUAAAAGAUGAAAUCUAUGCCAAGGGCGAUAAAGAGCUGCAUGGCACAAUCAAAAUUGAAGUGGAUGAGGAGGGUAAUGAGACAUACUGUCUCUACGGCAAGUGUCACUAUUGCAAUGAGGAGGAAACUGUUUGUGGCGAUGAGAAGCACAACAUUGAAGGCGUUAUGAUUAAUAUUGUGCCUGGUACGCUGGCCAAAAGGCGGUCACCCUGGCAACGCACCUACAAAGAAGAUAAGCGCGCUGCUUGGGAGGAUGAUAUGAGCUACUGCAAACCACUCAAAAACAAAAUGGAAACAAUGCGUUUGUUAGACCUUAUAGAUGUGGCUAUAUUUGAUUACCUUAUACAAAACGGCGAUCGUCAUCAUUAUGAGACACGCGAGGAGCGUGUGCUGCUCAUAGACAAUGGCAAGGCAUUUGGUAAUCCCAACAAGGAUCAUCUAGAUAUACUUGCACCCCUCUACCAAUGCUGCCUCAUACGCAAAUCUACCUGGGAUCGCUUACAAGUAUUCUCUGGUGGCGUGCUGACUGAAAUAGUCGAUAGACUCUCUAAACAGGAUUCUCUUUAUCCGCUCAUUACGGACAAACACAAACGUGGCGUUGAGCGUAGAUUACUUGUGGUCUAUGCUGUGGUGGAGUAUUGCAUGGAUCGUGAGGGCGAUAAAAUGUUUAAAACGCUUUAGCUUUAAAGCUUAGUUUGUU